Molecule: messenger RNA, 984 nt
Organism: Penicillium nucicola
Lineage: Eukaryota; Fungi; Ascomycota; Eurotiomycetes; Eurotiales; Aspergillaceae
Exons: 3
Coding region: 1-984 (327 amino acids)
Biological process (GO): chromatin remodeling
Cellular component (GO): Ino80 complex; nucleus
Source: RefSeq, a predicted model, not a curated record
AUGGAGCCAAACCAAGCCCAGCCAGUCAUGGAAACCCUACCGGAUGCACCGGCUCCAGCUAAGAAGUCGGUUCGGUCGUUCAAGAAAAAAUACGCCAAGCUCAAGGUCAAGUUCGAAUUCGGAACUCGCGAUAAUGAUCACUUGAUCAAAGAGGGGCUGCGCAUCGAGGAUUUGUCUAAUCGCAUCAAGGAACAAAACGAUCAACUGCUCGAGGUUCUUCUCGAGUUCAAUGAAAGUCUUCAUAUUCCACCUGAUGUGCGAUUCGAACUGAGCCUGCCGGACGACCCUCCUUCGCUGCCAAAUCCCGAGCAGGAAAUUGCGCCUUUGGUCAACGAUGCAACACUGGCCAAGACAACAUGGAAGGAAGCCAAGGCUGCUUUGGCCGAGGGCAGGAUCAAUGCGGAUGCUUACCGUAGCGUCGAAGAAAGCAUCAAACGGAACAAAGCAUUUGCCCCAGCCAACCACUACAGCACAUUGUCCAAGUCCCAUCAACUUAAUGCAGACGCCCUCAAGGCUGUAAGCGACUCUACCGACCGCAAGCUCGGUUACUUUGCUCCCGAUCACGAAACUGAGUACUAUUUGGCCUUGGACGCGAAACUCGGAGAUGAGGCAGCUGCCCAGCAGCUUGCGCGCAUUCCAGAUCGUCCCACACUUGCAGAGCGUGAGCGCGACGCCUCCAUUCGGAACACCGCGUCGGUCUACAAUUGGCUACGACGCAACCAACCACAGGCACUGCAGGAUAAUGAGGCCGCCUCCGAAAAGUCCGCCUCGCGUCCUUCUAACCAGCGUGCUUCCAAGCGCGCACCAGCUCAACGCAAAGAUGAGGAUAUCUAUGACGAAGAUGGGAUUGAUGCACCUACUCCCAAGAACAAGCGCAAGCGUGACGAAGACACGGGAUAUCGACCCAAGGGUGGCAGUAGCCGAUCCAAAAAGAAGAAAGAAGAGCCCACUUCGACUCCUAACAAAGCUGCCAAGAAACCCUGA